Messenger RNA from Larimichthys crocea (large yellow croaker), 3334 nucleotides. RefSeq names its product holocarboxylase synthetase (biotin-(proprionyl-CoA-carboxylase (ATP-hydrolysing)) ligase) (gene hlcs). Gene Ontology annotation, cellular component: cytoplasm. Gene Ontology annotation, molecular function: biotin--[biotin carboxyl-carrier protein] ligase activity. The record is from RefSeq and is a predicted model, not a curated record. Lineage: Eukaryota; Metazoa; Chordata; Actinopteri; Sciaenidae. The transcript is spliced from 11 exons. Gene Ontology annotation, biological process: protein modification process. The coding region runs from base 210 to 2993 and encodes 927 amino acids.
UAUGGACACUCCGUUGGAGCCUCCCCCUCACAGGUGGCGCCACUCCGCCGCUCACCGUCCGUUACUACCCGGUAAUAAACAGCCGAGCCUCCGUGUAGCCGUUAGCUCCCGCGGCUAAUGUCAACACUGUGUCCGCUGUGAACCCGCGUACAUGGCGAGGCGAGCGGCCCCGGUGCCCCCGGUGCCCCCCUCCUCUCCCGCCGGUUAAGAUGCUCAUCACGCUGUGCUACGUCUACCUGUGGGUGCGCUUCCACAAGUGCUACUCUGCGCUGAUCCGCAGCAGCCUGCGCAGACUGCACAGCGGCAGCUUCGGCUUCAGCCUCCGCUCCUCCGGCUCCUCCGGCCCGGCCUCAGCUGCUGCUCCGGCCGGACACAGACACGCAGAGGACGGACACACACACGCAGAGGACCGGGUCUUCCUCCAGCUGGGGGACAAGACCGUCUACGUGACAGAGCCGCAGGCGUGUGACGACCUCAGCCAGUGGACUGUGCUUUUGGGCUCCUCUCUGCUGUGUCCUCCACCAAUAGAGAAUAUUUCAUUCAUCAUAGAAGCCACAGGACACAGGGCGGGACACUCUGCGCACACAUCGAAUAAGAAAGUGCUGAAGUGGUCUGACUACUGUCUGCCUCUGGCUCGUAGCCCCGGCCAGCCGUUCAGGGCCGUGGCUCAGGCGAGCGUCGAUAACUUCAGUCGUCUCGGGGUGGCUUUUAUCGAAGAUCGCCUUCACCUGGACAACGGACUUCUGCCUUCAAAGAUAGUCCCUGUCCUCCUCCAAGAAUCCACCCUCAGUGAGCUGUUGGAGAAGCAGUGUCCACAGACGUCAAAGCCCGACUCGUUGCUCUGGUUCUGCCGCAGAAACAAUGAAGAAGGCGUCGCUCGGCCUCUGACGUGUCGCCUGUCAGUCGAUCAUCAGCGCCUGCAGUGCCGUAAAGGCAGCCUGCUCCUCGCCCCGGAGCUCAAGAGGAGGCUCGAGGAGCGACGAGGGUCGGAGCCGCUCUGCAGCAAGCCGGAUCUGGGACCCACCGGUGACUCGUCGGACCACUCUUUGGGCAGUCAUCACCACAUGGAGGGCCAUGGACACCACCUCCACCUGUCCAGCUGCCACGAGUGCCUGGAGCUGGAGAACAGCACCAUCCUGUCUGUGAAAUACGCCUCCGCUGAGAACAUUCCAGAUCUUCCUGACGAUAACUCGGUCGGGCUGGACAGCGGGGACGAGACUCUGGAUGAGGUCGAACAUGAUGCCAGCGGGGUUUUGGGUCAAAGCGGCAGAUUCGAUAGCAAACCACCAAAUGUUCUGGUGUACACGGGCGGCUGUCAGGAGCGUUUUCAGGCCGUCCGGCAGCUUUUGUCCGAGUGUAUAAACAUGGAGAACAACAUCAUAUAUCCCCUCUUACCACAGCAGGCUCUGAGCGACCCCUGGCUGGAUAACACCAGGCUCCUGGUGCUGGCAGAGGAGGAAACCCUGAACCCUCAGCUCCAGACCCGCUUUCUCACCUACCUGAGUCAGGGCGGCAGAGUGCUGGGCCUGAGCUCCACCCUGUGUCCUGCAGGCCUCUGUCUGGAGGUCAGAGAGAGGCGACACCGGCAGGUCAGCCAGCUGAGCUUCACCCGGGAGGACAGCACCGAGCUGGAACUGAACCUGUUGGCGAGCGGGAAGGUUUACAUCAGGGACACUCAGGGUGGAGGGGAGGUGGAGCUGUGGGGCGAGCUGAAAGGAGACACGCCCCAUCAGAGAGACAUGGUCAUAGUCAGGGUGACCCACGAGGCGGACGGAGGGGAGGCCGUCCUCUGUCAGGUCCACCUGGAAAUCUCUCCUGACUCCACGAAUUUGACCACAGAAGCGUUCGAUCAGCUGAAAGUCAGCAACGCGCUGCGUUACGAAGUCCUGACGGAGAUCCUGACCUCUCUGGGCCUCAGCUGUGAGAUAAACCAGACUCCAGCACCGAGCCCAGUCCACCUGCUCGCCACCUCUCAGGAGGCCAAGGCCACAUUCCUGAAAUGGCUGCAGACACGUACGAAUCAGAACGGCCUCCUUACGUUGCCCAAAGCUUCCCUCAGGAUGGUGUCGCAUUCAGAGCUGCAUUCAGAGGACGAAUCUCUGCUGCCCGGCGGCUCUCUGGCUCUGGUCACUGAUUCUCCAGAGUGCCAGAGCUCGGAGAAGUUCAGCAUGGAAACGUACAGCAAGAACCUGAAGAGCAGCCUGCUGGGGAACACCGUGCUGUACGCCGAGGUCGCCACGUCUACCAUGGACCUGUUUGAAGGGUUGAAUCUGCACUUACCGAAGGACGUCGGCUUAAUAAUCGUAGCUGCUCGUCAGACUCAGGGCAGAGGUCGGGGCAGGAACGCCUGGCUCAGCCCUGUCGGCUGUGCCAUGUUCACUCUGGGGGUCCAGGUGGAGCUGGGCUCCAGGCUCGGGCAGAGGAUUCCCUUCCUGCAGCACCUGGCUGCUCUGGCAGUGGUGGAGGCUGUUCGCACACUUCCUGGAUACGAGGACAUCGACCUGAGGGUGAAGUGGCCCAAUGACAUCUACUACAGCAACCUCAUGAAGCUCGGAGGAGUGCUGGUGACUUCCACUGUGCUUGGAUCAACAUUUCAUCUGCUCAUAGGCUGUGGCUUCAGCGUGACCAACACAAACCCGACAGUGUGCAUCAACGAUCUGGUCCAUCGGCACAACGUGCAGAAUAACUGCAGCCUGCAGCCGCUCAGCUCCGCUCAGCUCAUCGCUCGGACUGUCAGCUGCCUCGAGGCGCUGAUCAGCAGCUUUCAGCAGGGAGGCCCGGACGCCGUCCUGCCCACCUACUACAAGAGAUGGCUCCACAGCGGGACUCGGGUGCGUCUCUGGAGCGAGGACGGACUCGAGGCUGACGUGGUUGGUCUGGACCAAAACGGCUUCCUCCAGGUGCACAGUAAGGAGCAGGGCGUGGUCUCUCUGGAGCCCGACGGGAACUCCUUCGACAUGAUGAAGAACCUCGUGGUCACCAAACAGCGUUAAGAAAUCGCCGCCGUCUCUUUCAGCGUGAGUUACUUCGUCUGACAGGAAACCUUAACGAUAUAAAUGUAGCAGGAUUUUCUAAUUAAUGCUAAAAUAAUCAUUCUAUGUGUCACAGUGGAAGUUUUGCUGAGCAGACACAUUUCUACUAGUUGGAGUGAUUAGUUGGAGUUCACAUAAAUCUGUUUGAUCACGAGCUGCUGGUUUGGGACCACAUAUUCAAACCAUUCUCUAAAACUCCUGCAGUUUUUGGGACCAAUGAAUCUGAUUAUCUGACUUGAUUUCCAUGAGAACUGUAAUCGUGUUGCUAAUUUCAGCAAAAUAAAGAUUUCCACAGAAAAAAA